Molecule: messenger RNA, 739 nt
Organism: Cannabis sativa
Lineage: Eukaryota; Viridiplantae; Streptophyta; Magnoliopsida; Rosales; Cannabaceae
Product: glycine-rich cell wall structural protein 2
Exons: 1
Coding region: 85-528 (147 amino acids)
Source: RefSeq, a predicted model, not a curated record
CACACAUCAUUACACAAUAAUCUUCACUCUAACCAACCAAUAACAAAAGCCAAAUAUAUAUAUAUUUUUUUUAAAAAAAAGACAAUGUAUCCCAAUACACUCUAUUUCUUCACUCUUUUUCUUCUCUUGCUUACUACUGGAACUGCUUUAGCAUAUCAUUCAGGACCAGGUGGCACUAACAGGAAAAUGUCUUCAGACCCAUCUGGGGGUGGCAACGGGAAUCCAACUGGGGCGACUGGUUCGGCUCAUGGUCCUAACUGGGACUACAGUUGGGGUUGGGGGUCCAGUCCCGGAGCUGGAUGGGGUUAUGGCUCUGGCUCUGGUAGGUCCCCAAACGGGUUCGGUAAAGGCUUUGGUUUUGGUUCUGGUUCUGGCUCUGGCUCUGGUUCUGGCUCCGGUUCUGGCUAUGGUUCGGGUGGGGCUCACGGUGGUGGAUCUGGCUAUGGUUCUGGAAAUUCAGGUGGUGGUAGUCCAGGUACUAUGAAUCAUUCGCCAGUAGGUUCCAGGGAUGGAAAUAACCAUGGUUGAUGUUCUAGAAUAUUAUAAAACUACUAUAUAUAUAAAAAAUAUAUAUAUAUAUAAGGGGUGUUGAUGUUUUAUUAGCUAUAUACAUACAUAAUCUACUUAAGCAUAAUUAGUAUGUUUAGUCCUGUUCUAUGUUAUAAAGUUUGUACUAUAUAUUCAGAUCGUAUUAGAAGAGCAAUUAGUAUACAAAUAAAAGUGUAACUGAACCAUAAAA